GUCGUGUAAUUGUGAGGUGUUGCUUAGGGAAUUGUUAUUGUAACGCAACAAAAUAACCAUCAGUAGGCUCAAUCGUGAAAAUAUUGGUUAAAUUUUUAUUUUGUACUUCAUGACAAUAAGUUUUUGAUUUUGUACAUUAUUUGGAUCUCAUUUGUUAGAAUGAUUAAAACAUUUAGUUUUAAACUGUAUUUUACACUUUUAGUUUUAUUGUCGUUUACGUCAUGUUUUCCAGAUCAAGGAAGGUGGAUUUUUGAUAUUGCACCACAGCAAACAGAUUUUUAUGCUGGUGUUGCCAAGUCUCUUUAUGAAGGUUCAAAAGUAUCUAUAAAAGUGACGUGCGAACCAACUACUGACGUAACAGAAGGAAUACAUUUCGAGAUAGGUUGGGUUUUACGUCAAACUCCUUGUUAUGAAGAGUACUUGGGGAUUGAUAUGCUUGAUAAUGGUCCUGAGACAAUUCUGAGUUAUUAUUACAAGCAUCCAGAUCUUACACUCAGUGAGUUUGGUUAUAAACCUCCACGAUACUUGGAUGUUAAAUACAAGAUUAUAUUUAACUGUACUGACACCAUAUAUCUCUUGAGUGUUCCAAGCAAGUUUCGUUCCCCUGCGGCAUUAAAUCACACCAGUGUUCUUGGUUCAACCGAGAAUGUUAAAGGAAAACAAAUGAUCUCAACUGAAAAAAGCCCAGUUAGUGAGGCAGAUAAUACACUUACUCAGAAGAAGGAGAAACUUGACGAGACUCCUGAGCAAAACCGAAGGAAAAGAAAUGCUGGUGAUAUAAAACUCAGUGCAGAGGGAAAAUCAGAAGCUAAUAAGAAAUAUAAUCAGCCACAACCACCACCGGAGAAUAAGGAGAAAGAUCUUUCUGCUAGUCAAGAUAUUGCAAACAAACUUCCUGCAAAAUCUGGGAGUACAACUAUAACAAGUACCCAAGUUCCUGAUGAGAAAAGCCGUGGUCAGGUUCUGAAGUCUGCCUCUGACUCUUCCCAGAAUGUUCCAGCUCCUGAACCUCAGGACAAGAUUGCAUCACCAAAAACCCCAGACUACCUAGCUGCUGUUGAUCAAGAUGGUGUCUAUCUUCUAGUAGUCAACUUGAAGUCUGUGGGUGAAAAUAAGGAUUUCAGAACAACGGUUGACAUUAAGUUGAAAGGUGAUUACGGUUUCUUGUCUGCAAUUGACUGGCCUCUCUUACCUUUUUAUGGAGUUAUGUGUGGAGUGUAUGUGGUGUUUGCUGUUGCAUGGCUAGUUGUUUCUGCUCUUCAGUGGAGAGACCUUUUAAGAAUUCAGUUUUGGAUUAUGGGAGUUAUUUUUCUUGGUAUGAUAGAAAAGGCAAUAUUUUAUUCUGAGUACCAGUCCAUCAACUCUACUGGACAGUCAGUUAAAGGUGCUGUUCUGCUAGCCGAGUUGCUCUCUUGUGCCAAAAGGACGCUGGCACGGAUGUUGGUGAUCAUUGUUAGCCUUGGAUUUGGAAUUGUCAAGCCAAGACUUGGUCCAAUGCUCCAUCGUGUUGUUGGUGUAGGAGCAUUAUACUUUAUUCUUGGGACUGUUGAGGCAUGGCUACGCAUUUUUAAACCUAAAAGUGAUCCAAGUCAUCAAGUCUUAAUGGCUGGAAUCCCUCUUGCUGUGUUAGACAGUGCCAUCUGUUGGUGGAUCUUCAGCUGCUUGGUGCAGACAACCCGCACCCUUCGCCUUCGUCGAAACAUUGUGAAACUUUCUCUUUACAGACAUUUCACUAACACACUUAUUUUUGCUGUUCUAGCAUCCGUAGCUUUCAUGAUCUGGGCAAUUUACAACCACAAACUCACCACAUGUGUGGAAGAUUGGAAGGAACUCUGGGUAGAUGAAGCCUAUUGGCAUCUUCUGUUUUCUGUUGUUUUAUUGGUUAUUAUGAUUCUGUGGAGACCCACCAUUAAUAACCAAAGAUAUGCUUUCACUCCACUGUUAGAUGCUUUAGAUGAUGAUGAUGAUGAUGAAGAGCUUGAGAAGACAUUAACUAAUGAUGCAUUUGCAGGAACGAAGAUGAGAUCGACAAAAACCCAGAAUAGUGUUUCUCCCAAACAGAAGGAAGUUUCCAACAAUGCAGAUGAGGUCCUCAAAUGGGUGGAAGAAAACAUUCCAUCUUCUGUCUCUGACAGUGCUUUACCAACUUUCCUAGAUUCUGAUGAGGAAAUUAUGACAGCAAAGUUUGAAAGAAACAAGAUGGAAUGAUUCCGAGUUAAUCCUAUUUAUAUUCGAUAAAUGGAAUUCUGACUCUCUAAAGACAGAAACACUUAUCCGAAACCAGAAAGUUGUUUGAGUAUUUGAUAAACAUAAUCUACGAUUGAAACCGAAACUGGGGGAUUUUUGAAGUAUAGAUUCCAGAUGGAAAUGAGCUCUUACUAAUACACUAGAUUAUACGGCCAACAAAGUUUAGAUUUGGCUUGGACUUCAAAAUUGGAAUGAAUAUUUUGUGACAAGUUGCACUUUAUCUUAGUUACACUAACUCGAGAAGCCACUUCUUUCUUUUUCGAAGUAAUAAUUUUUCCAGUUUCAGUAAAAAGAACAAUGGUUUUUACUUACAUGUGUAUGCUCUAAAUUUAAAGAAAGUCUUUCCAUAUGUAUGCUAAGAUGUCGGAGAAGUUCUCUAUAUUCUAAACACAAAUCUGUUUAUUACAAAUUAUCUUGAAUUAAUAAAACUAAUAACCUUGUAGUUACUAGAUUGUUUUAUGCGUAUAUUAAAUUUUUUUUUUUAAUUUCUGACCAACAUAAGUACUUCAACAUACACACACACGUGUGUGUGUGUGUAUAUACAUAUAUAUAAGAUGUUGUAUAGAGUUUAAUCCUUGCUCCACAUAAUGAAACCUUUGGUUAAAAUAAAUGUUUUUUUGAAGCUCAGUUGUUAAAAUAUUUUUUGGUCAAACAAAAUUUUUUCUGAGAUAUUUAUGUGAGGUCUGUUACUUAAAGCAAAUUUUCAGUUUUAUUACAUUCUAAUAAGUAAAACAGUGGCUUGUAAAGUCUUUGAAAAAGAAAGAAAUUUCAACUUGCCGAGAGAUUCUUGUAAGCUAUCCAUGAAAACGUGAUACAGUUGUGGUUUGAGAUGAGAAUUAACGACUGGUGUACAAUAAAAAAAUCAAAUUUGUUUAUACCACAAAUAAUCUAUCAUAAAGAACUAUAGUACUUGGAUAUCAUAUGGUGUAAUCAUUUUCAAGCAUUAUAUCAUAGCUCUUAAGAAACUAAGACAUAUUAGUGGAAAGUAAUUAUUAAGUAAGAGAACAAGUUACUUUAUUGAGGCACUAAUAUACUGAUAAUAAGUAAGUUAACAUAGUUAUGGACUAAGAAAUAUGUACUGAAGUGUUAAAUAAGAAAAAUAAUUUUGAAUUAUGUAUUUAGUGAUAUUAUCUUUCUAACUUUAUGUGUUACUAGUUUUAAAAUUGAAGUAGGUAGGGUUUCACUCGUCACCCCGAUAUCUAUGCAGCUGUUUAAUAGAUUUUUUUCAUUAUUCAGUCUAUGCAGAAAACUUAAAACUUGUCAUCCUUUCUGUUACAUGAACUCAUCUAGUCAACUGGAAUUUUUUGGAGUUGAAAUUUGUGCAAGAAACGUUUUUUUUUUUUUUUAACUCGCUAUUAAUCGUUGCCAUGGAAGAGGUGAUGGUUGCAAAUUUUUUGGUUUUUCAAGUUAACUAACUCUUACAAUUAUAUUAUUGGUAGUUUCAGAGGUGAAUAAAAGACUUGGAUGACAAAUAAGAGCUUAGUGAUAUCACUUAAAUCUCAGUUUAUCUUGUUAUUAUUCCAGCAAAUUUACAUACAUUAUAAGUAGGGCUUUUGGUUAUAACCAAUAAAAUACCUUUGAUACAAGAUAAAAAAAUAUCCAUCUUUAACACUGAAAAAAGAUACUUGUUUCACAUUUACAUGACUUCACCCCCCAUACCAGUUAAGUUAGUUAUGCACUCUCUCUUUAUCCUCACCUGUAUCUAGCAUUAAUUUAUUCUGAAUACUUCAAACACACCUCAACUACUGAAGGGGUAGCAGAGGUUAAACUAACACAGAAGUAAUUCUUAUAAUAGGAAUUAAAGUAAACCUCGUGCUGAAAAUGUUGGCAAAAAGCUAAAAAAAAAUAAAACAAACAAACAGAAGCCCUAAUUAUAAUUAAAAAGCUUUGAGUUUGUGAUACAGGUUAGAAAGUGUACUCAUUAUCCCACAGAUCAAGACGUGGUUAUGAUAGUUCAGUGAAAAGGUUGUACAGAUGGAAAAGCAAAACAGUUCACUUUAUUUUUUAGUUUGAUAUUAUUGCUGCAUAUUUUACCUAGUCAAAUCCAUUUAUGGUGUUUAUUGUGGUUGAAAAAGAUGAAUCCUUUUGUAAAAAAUACCAACAAGGUAAAUGUAAGUUAGCUGGUAGUAAUCGAUCCAGAAAUGGUUUAUGUUAUGAGCAUAUAUAUAUUUUACUUUGGGUUUUACAGUUUACUGGAUCACUUACAGCUAAAGGAUCAUAAAAGCAUUACACUUUAUCAUUGGUUUUGGUGGUAGUUUUUUUUUUAAAAGAAAUUAAUGUUUAUUUAUUUCCAGUUUCAAAAUCUCUACUCCCAUAGGGCAGGAAAUGAAUAUCUAAGUGUACAUGUUUACGGUUUUACAAUACUUAUCGCCACAUGUUUGCAAUUCUAAACAUUAAUUAAACAGCUUUGUUUUACUAGUAUCGUAUCACUAGUUGGUCAGUGUGAAAGUUUUAAGUAUUCCUGGUUUGUGAUUACUUUUUUUGUUAAUUUAUCACCUAGUAGACUGAUUGGUGUGUUGGUUUUAAUUACUCUUCUGGUGAUUAAUUAAGUAUUUAAGCAAUAUUAACGUGUACUUGCUGGAUGAUCACUUUGGAAUUUUAUUAUAUUUUCAUUGAUUGGUCUACUCAUUCAGUUGUCUCUUUUUAGUGGUACAUUGCUACUGAUUGGUCAGUUUGAAAUUUAAACUGCUCUUGUUUGUUGUGUCAGCACUACUGAUUGGUCAGAUUUGAAUUUAUUAAUCAGCCCUACUUCAUUUUAAUGCUAAUACUUUAUGAACUCAUAAAUAGACUGUAAAACUGUAGUUUAUUUAUGUACUACUUCUACUCAUUGACAUGACUGUCGAGUAUUUCAGUAUCUCUAGUUUUUAUAUUAAUAUAGCCUUGUGAAGAAUAUUGUCUAAACCACACCAGUCAUUGUUUCACAUCAUUGAAUUUUACAUUGAAGGUUUGUUAGCAGUAAUUAAGAAUAAAGCUGACUUUAGUGUAAGUGGUCUGUGUGGUUGAGUAGAUUUUUUUUAUACAUGUAACAUUGUGUACAUUUAUUUCUAGUGGCAAAAAAAGUUUAAAUAGGGCACGAAAUAGGUUCAUAAGUUAUGAAAGUUCAACUUUAGUUUUUAACAUUGGAAAUCACAAGGCUGAAUAAAUCCACUGAAUAACGUGCUUUUAAUUCUGUGAUCUGGGACAGUUCUCAGGUUCCAAGAUAAAACCGGAGUUCAGAACUCUUCCUUAACAUAAAAACAUGAGUGGAAAGUGUGAAAUAUGAGCUGAAGGAAACAACUAAGAGUGUUACACUGAACAAGUUUUGUUGAAACACCAAAUAAGCAUGUUAGUGUCUUUCUUUUUAUUGUUCAAGUGAAAAUAAAAAUGAUUAAUGGA
Limulus polyphemus (Atlantic horseshoe crab) is the source of this 5622-nucleotide messenger RNA. Its product is annotated as transmembrane protein 87A-like. The transcript is spliced from 23 exons. Gene Ontology annotation, biological process: retrograde transport, endosome to Golgi. NCBI's taxonomy places the organism in Eukaryota, Metazoa, Arthropoda, Merostomata, Xiphosura, Limulidae. Gene Ontology annotation, cellular component: membrane; Golgi apparatus. Bases 160 to 2208 code for a protein of 682 amino acids. The record is from RefSeq and is a predicted model, not a curated record.